Ectocarpus sp. CCAP 1310/34 is the source of this 952-nucleotide messenger RNA. NCBI's taxonomy places the organism in Eukaryota, Phaeophyceae, Ectocarpales, Ectocarpaceae. The record is from the annotation of a GenBank genome assembly.
AUGCCGCCGCAGGAGGAGGUGAUGAACGUGUACGCGAGCUGCCAGGACGAGCUGAUCAUGUUCUCCUACCUGUGCGGCACCGUGUACGUGGGGUCGUACUGCAUGUUCUCUGGAGAGCUGGUCUCUGGUUUCAUGUUUUUGCACGAAAAGGUGGGAGCGGAAGGAGGAGGAUACUCAUGGCAUCGCAGCAGUAGAGUCGCAGAUGUGGGCGGCGCUUGUUGGCAAGUUUCGGGCCCGCGCGCGUUAGUGGCGGUGAUGCUGUACUGCGGGGCCGGGUUCUUGGGAGGCAGCUGCGCGGUGGCGUUGACCAAGAAGUUCGGCGCGCUCCACUCGGCCAUCACGACCACGGCCCGAAAGGCGGUGACCUUGAUGCUCAGCUUCGUGUUCUUCCAGAAGGCCUUCACUCCGCAGCACCUCGUAGGGGCCACCGUGUUCAUGAUCGGCCUUCUGGCGGCGGAGUCGGUCGACAACUCUCCGGCCGCGACGCCGUUUAUUCAGCCGACCCAGCGAAAACACCUGAGCGACGCAGAGGCCGGCCAGUUGAGCCCGGCCGCGCUCUCCUCGGGCGGUAGCGGCGGCGAUCCCUGCAGCGGCGACGGCUAUGGCGGCGUGCGCGGCAGCCACGCCGAUACGGCCUGCACGCAAUCCCCUUCCCCGGUCCGGCAAAAGGGCCCCGCGUCUCUCGCGGGAGCCUCUGGGGGCAACCCGGUUAGGCACAGGGGCAACCCAAAGCUCUGCGGCGGCCCCGCCGCCAGCGGGGGGGGCGGGGUCGGAAGUGAGAGGGGCAGGGAAGGCGCGGGCGGAGGCGGCCAGGGGGGGCACUGGGUAAGGCAGAAGCAGUUCUCCCCGCCACGGUCGCCGUUCCGCGCCAGGAUUGCUUCGCCCCCUGUGACGGGAUUGGGCAUGGUGGUUUGACAGAUGACGGUCCGAGCCCACGCGCGACGUCUUCCUU